AUGAAGGCAUGGCAGUAUGAUGAAUACGGCAGUGUUGAUGUACUGAAGUUGGCCACCGAUUUAGCAAUUCCUGAAAUCAACGAUGAUCAGAUUAUUCCAGGAUACGACGUCGCAGGGGUAGUUGUGAAGGUUGGAAGCGAGUUUGGAACUUUAGCUGAAUACGUUGCUGUUGAAGAGAGAUUGUUGGCUUUGAAACCUAAAAACUUGGAUUUUGUAGAAGCUGCUGCUCUUCCUCUUGCAAUUGAGACUGCAUAUGAAGGUCUAGAAAGAGCCAAUUUCAAAGAAGGUCAAUCGAUCCUUCUUCUCAAUGGUGCUGGUGGUGUUGGAUCCUUCGUAAUUCAGCUGGCAAAACACGUGUUUAGGGCUUCAAAAGUAGCUGCCACAUCUGGUACAACAAAACUCGAAUUACUUGAAAGUUUAGGCGCUGAUAUAGCCAUCGAUUACACCAAAGAAAACUUCGAAGAUCUACCAGAUAAAUACGAUGUUGUCUAUGAUGCAAUAGGACAAGUGGAGAAAGCUGUGAAGGCGGUUAAGGAAGGUGGUAGUGUAGUGUCCAUAGUCUUCACAGGUGUGUCAUCUGAUGCCCAAAACUGGGACAAAUCGAAGCUAUGCUAUGCCUAUAACAGGAAAGAAAAUAGACGAGUUGAAUCAAAUUCAUCAAAACUGGGCAACAUCAACUAG
This is a messenger RNA of Lactuca virosa, 681 nucleotides long. Lineage: Eukaryota; Viridiplantae; Streptophyta; Magnoliopsida; Asterales; Asteraceae. The record is from the annotation of a GenBank genome assembly.